This is a messenger RNA of Aquila chrysaetos chrysaetos, 2594 nucleotides long. RefSeq names its product DEAD-box helicase 4 (gene DDX4). Gene Ontology annotation, biological process: gamete generation; cell differentiation. The record is from RefSeq and is a predicted model, not a curated record. The transcript is spliced from 11 exons. Gene Ontology annotation, cellular component: P granule; nucleus. NCBI's taxonomy places the organism in Eukaryota, Metazoa, Chordata, Aves, Accipitriformes, Accipitridae. Gene Ontology annotation, molecular function: ATP binding; RNA binding; RNA helicase activity. Bases 264 to 1508 code for a protein of 414 amino acids.
AUGAUGAACAAGCCAUCUUUGCACAUUAUCAGACAGGAAUUAAUUUUGACAAGUAUGACGAAAACAUUGUCGAAGUGUCAGGACUUGACCCUCCAGCACCAUUUCUGCUAGUAAGACCAGCCAAAGGCCUUCACUGUCCUACAAACAACUUUACUUGAAUGGCAUGAGCAGGUGGAAGAAACCUUUGGGGCUUUUACCUGUAGGAACCUUGGCAGUCUAGAUGACUGGCUUUUGAAGAAGCUAACCUCUGUCAGACUUUAAACAUGAACAUCGCUAAAGCUGGAUACUCUAAACUUACUCCAGUGCAGAAGUACAGCAUUCCUAUUAUACUGGCAGGACGGGAUUUAAUGGCGUGUGCCCAGACAGGAUCAGGAAAAACUGCAGCUUUUCUUCUACCAAUUGUGGCCCACAUGAUGAGAAAUGGUGUAACCGCCAGUAGCUUUAAAGAGCAGCAAGAACCAGAAUGUAUUAUUGUCGCCCCAACUAGAGAACUGAUAAAUCAGAUCUUCCUAGAAGCAAGGAAAUUUGUGUAUGGAACUUGUAUAAGGCCUGUUGUGAUCUAUGGAGGUACACAAACAGGCCAUUCAAUUCGUCAGGUAAUGCAAGGCUGUAAUAUACUAUGUGCCACUCCAGGAAGACUUCUAGACAUCAUUGGAAGAGAGAAGAUUGGUUUGUGUAAUGUGAAAUACUUGGUGCUAGAUGAAGCAGACCGCAUGCUUGAUAUGGGUUUUGGCUUAGAUAUGAAGCAGCUGAUUUCUUACCCAAGCAUGCCACCAAAAGACAAACGUCAAACACUAAUGUUUAGUGCCACUUUUCCUGAUGAAGUUCAGAGGCUGGCUGGUGAAUUUUUGAAAACUGAUUAUUUGUUUAUUGUUGUUGGACACGUGGGUGGAGCUUGCAGUGAUGUUCAGCAAAAUAUUCUUCAGGUUCCUCAGUAUUCCAAGAGGGAUAAACUGGUAGAAAUUCUACAAAGCAUAGGUCAUGAACGAACCAUGGUGUUUGUGGACAAAAAGAAAAAAGCAGACUACAUUGCAGCCUUUCUUUGUCAAGAAAAAAUACCAGCCACUAGCAUCCAUGGAGAUAGAGAACAGAGAGAGAGAGAAGUAGCUCUUCAGGAUUUUCGUUCUGGAAAAUUUCCAGUUCUCGUGGCAACUUCAGUGGCAGCAAGAGGUCUGGAUAUUGAAAACGUCCAACACGUUAUUAAUUUUGAUCUUCCUUCCACCAUUGAAGAGUAUGUACACCGAAUUGGACGAACUGGUCGUUGUGGAAAUACAGGCAAAGCAGUUUCCUUCUUUGAUAACAGUUCAGAUGGCCAUCUUGCACAAUCUCUAGUUAAAGUGCUUUCAGAUGCCCAGCAGGAAGUUCCUGUUUGGUUGGAAGAAACUGCUUUUGGUUUUCAAGGAGAAAGAGUUUUUAGAUCAGUUAAUACCCAAAAGAAUUGCGGAGGCAACAUGAACCCAGGAGUGAAGAUGUCAUAUUCUGCAAGGACAUUUGAGUCAUGGGAUUAAAACUACUCUAGUACCAAACUAAAUUCUAUUCUGUUGUGCUUUAAGUGAACUGUUGCACUUAAUGCUCCUUACUGUUGACCUUAUGGAAUGCUUAAUGUUUAAAAGAGUAGCUCAUAUCAUAUGCUAAAGCUUUCAGUAAUGUAUGUGUAAUCUGUUCUGAUGAACCCAGUGAUGAUUAUCAUUUAAUGCAGGGUAUCAAAAGCAACUUUCUUAGGAGACACUUCAGGUAGUAAGUGUUAAAACUUUGUGUUUGAUGCUUGGUAGCUAGUAUGCUGCUGUAAAAAGAUGGGAGUUUUGCAAGUGGGAAGUAGUAGAGCCCUUGAACUUAUUACUUUGUUACCAAAAUUUUGCAUGGGAAGAUCACUUUUUGGUCAUUUUGCAUUGUGAAGACCUAGUUUGGGAAAGAGCUUUAUGAAAGGGCUCAUCUAAACUUAAUGUUCGUUCCUUUUUGUAACAAGUCAGUUAUAAAAUUUGAAUCUAAUGCGAUGACUUUUGAGAUUAAGGAUCUGUUAAAUAUCUUGUAAACAGUUACUUAAUAAAAGCUUGAGGAGUGCAUAUUGAUGGUUGCUUCUACAUCAGGUAUACAAAAAAGCAUCUGUCAUUGCAGUUUCAUGAACUGGUAUUAUUUUGACAUGCAUGGAACAUGUGCAUCUCCAUAUGGAACUAAAGGUCAGUGGCUAUGUCUGCAACUUAGUGGAAAGACAUGUUUUUACAGAGCUGUCUUCAGAGAACAGUGGAGCCCUGUGUUGCUUCUAGUAUGAUGUUUUUGCCUUUGGCAGACAUAACUACUCUUCUGUUACCUCUUGUGCAAAAGUUUGCUUUAGAACAAGCUUGGUGGCUCAUGUCCGAAAGAGUUUUGCAGACUUGUAGAAGCUAUAGAGGGUAAGUAGCCAUUAACAGUUCAAGAAGAUUUUCUUAAAGUUGCUUUUUCUUUGAAUUUUUUUUUUAUUUACCAGUAUUGUAUGCUACAAAGAUGCAUAUCAUUGUGUCCCAAAGGAAAAUGGUAAAGUAAUUAUAAUUUGUAAUGUCUUGCACAGCUGCACAAGCUUACAAUCUUACCAUUUUCUCUGGUAUUUAGCACACAGU